GCCAUGGCCUCCUCCUCGCUGCCGCUCUUCUGGUCGCUGGCGUCGCCGGCGCAGGCGACGCGCCUCGGCGCCUCCGACGCGCUGCUCGCUGCGCUCCUCGCCCAGCAGCGCGCCCUGCCCGCGCGCCCGCUCGACAACGCCAACGACCCCGCGCCCUACACGACCAACCACGCCGUCGCCACGCUCGAAGAGACGGAGCGCACCGCGCGCCGCCUCGAUGGCGGCUUCGCCAGCGAGGUCGGCUACGCCGUGCGCCGCCUCGUCAAAGGCCUCGCCAGCCCGCGCGAGUCGGCACGCCUCGGCUUUGCCGUCGCGCUGACCGAGCUCCUUACACAAUUGCCGGGCCUGCCUGCCUCCGACGUGCUCGUCUUGCUGCUGCAACAUUCACCGCUCGACUCGACGCGUAUGUCGGGCAGAGAGGAGCGCGCCAACCUCUUCGCGCGUCUCUUCGGCAUCGAGGCGCUCGUGCGCUCCGGCGCCCUCUUCCGCGCCAGCAGCGACGUCGAGUCGUUUGUACGCACCGCAGAGAUCCUGCUUGACCUUUCAGCGCACAAGGCGUGGCUGAAGGAGGGCGCCGGGUGGUGCCUGUGCGAGCUGCUCGCGCGGCUGGGCGAGAGCACCGAGUCCUGGAAGGAUGAGGCGCAAGCGUGGUUCCUGCGGCGCAUUGGCAGUGUCGAGAUGGGCCCUGAGAAGCUCGCCAUGCUGCUGCAAAUGCGCGCUUCGUUCCCUGACACCGACGUCUCGGCUGUUCUGGCGCCGCUCAAGGGCCCAGAGAUCUUUGCACACGCCAACCUGCCGACAUUGGCACGCAUCCUCAAAAAUGCCAGUCCGGCGCCGCCGGCGGAGUCCGAGACGACGGGCAAGGCGACGGGCAAGACGGGCGCGCAGAACGGCACUGGCCUAUGGAAGGCGCAGGUACACUUCGUCUGGACGCGCGUGCUUGACGCAUACUUUGCGUCUGAGCAGCAGGCAGCGCCGGGGCGUGCGCCGUUCUCCGAGCUGUACCGCGUGGUCGUCGACGAGUCCCUCUUCGCGGCCUCGGCGUCGGCUGAGCGCAAGGCGUGGGGCUUCCAGGUCUUCCAGAUGGCCGUGCCUCGUGCGCCGCGGCAGGAGCGGCCGCUGCUCUUCACGAGCAACUUCAUGCGCACGUGGAUCAACCAGCUGGGCGGCAAGGAGCGCAUGCUGCACGCCGCCGCCGUGCAGACGGUGCGCGUCGUGACCGAGGUCGUCAAGAAGGACCCGACGAGCGGCUUCACCGUCGUCUCGCAGCUGCUCGGCUCGCACGGCAGCCAGUACUUCGACAAGCUGACCGGCACCAAGACGGUUGAGGGCCUCUUGGCGGCGAUGGACGCGCAGGGCGUGCGGGACUACAUCGCCUAUCUGGUGCGGCUGGCGUGCGAGGCAGACGACGCUGCUCAGUCGCAGUCUGCCGGCGCACGGCGGAAAUGGGUCUUCGACCAGCUGCUCGUGCUCGUGCGCAAUGGCGCUGUGCCAAAGGACGACGACUGCGUGCAGCAGAUUCUGUCCUUCUUUGCUGCCCACGGCUUCUUCGAGCUCAAGAAGGCCAAGAAGAGCAUCAAGAGCCUCGAGAUCCUGCCGCAGCCCGCCUUUACGGCCGAGCUGCGCGGCGCGUGCCGUGCGCGCUUCCUUUCGUGUCUCUCCGAGCUGGCCGACCAGACGACGUUGCUGUCCGACGUCGACGGCAAGGCGCGCAGGCUUCAGGGCUGUGCCGCCUCGGGCAAGCUGUGGGUUGCCCAGGCAUACGACCUGCUUGCGUUGUGCGAGAAGGACUCCGCGUUCGUCUCGAUUGUGCAGCGUGAGGAGGCCGACGUGCAGAUGCGGGCACGCGCCGUCAAGGCGCUCGCCGCCGUGCGGAAGCUGGCGGACCAGGCGAAGGACUCUGCUGUUCGCGACCGCGCCCGCAGCUUCGAGAGCCUGCUCCUCGCGGCGCUGCUGGUCACGUACGACGGCGCAGAUGACGGAGAGGACCUUCUCGAGCCGCUUGUCGACUGCUCGGAGCGCCUCUUUGCACCCUCUGCAAAGCCAAAGGACGCAGACGAGCCCGAGGCCAUCGAGCUGCUCGUCGACUGCCUGAUCGCAUUCCUCGAGCGCUCGUCGGCAUUCCUGCGGACGAUCGCGUCGCAGGCGUUCACGACCUUUGCCGGCGAGCUGACCCCGGCAAGUCUCGACCACCUCGUUGACCAAUUGGGUCUCAAUGAAGAGCCGGUCGACGACGAGGAGAUGGAGGAUGCUGCGCCGGCAGAGGUCGAGGCGCUGGACGAGGAGAUGUCCGAGACCUCGGCCGACAGCGUCGAGGGCGCCAGCGACUCUGACGACGACGACGACGAGGCCAAUGCCGAGGCCGACCCGGAGCUGCGCGCUGCCGUCGAGGCUGCACUGAAGGCUGCAGGCAUCGCAGACGAGAGCGACGCAAGCAGCGGCGAGGAGAGCGAGGAGGAGGAGGAGGAGCUGCUCGACGACGAGCAGAUGAUGCAGAUCGACGACCAGCUCGCCGAGAUCUUCCGGCAACGAGCAGGCGCCAAGAAGGAGGAUGCUGAGGCCAAGCGCGAGGCCGUCGUCUUCCAGCUCAAGACACUCGACCUGCUUGACAUCUUUGCGCGCAAGGAGGGCGGCAGUGCGCUCUCCGUCCGCCUCGUCGCGCCGCUCUUCACGCUCGUGCAGGAGGCGGACAAGUCCGGCGCGCAAGUCUCGUCACGCGCCGCCCACAUUCUGCGCAGCAGCCUGGCGAAGAACAAGGUGCACGCCGCAGCCGUGCCGGUGGCCGACGUGCUGCCGACACUGCGGGAACUGCACGCCGUGGCUCGGAGGAACGCUGCGCCGGAGCUGCAGAGCCUGGCCAGCACGGCCAACGCGUACCUCACGCGCACCGUCUUUGCGCGCGGCGAGGAGGCGCUGCCCAAGGAGGGUGCCGAGGAGCUGCUGGCGCUCUACCGCGAGACGCUGGGCGACUUCCUCUCGCGCAAGAGCUGCGCGCUGCGCCCGGCGUUCCUGCUCGACGUGCUCAAGCGCUGCCCGACGAUCGGCUGGGAGCUGCGCGGCGAGCUCGUCGCAGCGGCGCGCCCGGAGGCAGCGACGAACGCCUUCCGCCUCUCGCAGACGCUCGCCAUGCUGCAGCCCGUGCUCACGCACGCCACCUCGGCCGCGCCGCGCGACGCCAAGCUGGCACGCGAGCUGGCCGCCUUCCUGCCCGACGUCUCCGGCUUCGUCCUCGCCACGCUCACGGCGGCCGCCGCUCCGGAUGCGCCUGCCGGCCUGCGUGCCGAGCGGCUCAAGGAGCUGCUCAGGUUUGCGCUCGCCGCCGUGCGCCUCACGCGCCGUGCCGAUGCUGCACUCGUCGAGCGCGUCUGGAAGCCGGCCAAGCUGGCCGCCGCACGCGAGGCGCUGGCGGCGAGCGAGCGCUUCGCUUCCUCGACAGGCAUGCUGGCGACGCUGCGACAGCUCGAGGCUGUCGCCGGCGCGCCGGCCGCGUCGGAGGGCAAGCGCGGCGCAGCGGGCGCCGCCGAGCGCGACACGCCGGGCAAGAAGCGCAAGGCACAAUAGACACCACAUCCCCGCAUGUACCAUCAGGACUGACUGUCAUACUUUCAUUGAGAGAGCGAUGC
Molecule: messenger RNA, 3623 nt
Organism: Tilletiopsis washingtonensis
Lineage: Eukaryota; Fungi; Basidiomycota; Exobasidiomycetes; Entylomatales
Exons: 10
Coding region: 4-3561 (1185 amino acids)
Biological process (GO): regulation of DNA-templated transcription
Cellular component (GO): nucleolus
Molecular function (GO): transcription factor binding; rDNA binding
Source: RefSeq, a predicted model, not a curated record